AUGAAAAUGGGCCAGCUUUCGCCUGCCAAGGGCUUUCUGGCGCCGCCCAAGCCCUUCCAGAACGCAGACGACAAAAAAUCGCGUUCUAGAUCGUCCAGCUUCUCCCGAAUUUUCUCCUCCAGCGAUAGCUCUCCGCGCAGAACUGUGCCACCACUUGAGCAGAUAUCUACUGCAGCAAUCCCACCAGAACUAGUGCCAAUAGUCACGCUUCUGUCAGCACAGGCACACCGCCGCUACCACGAAGGCGUCUUUCUCAUUCUCAAAGACCUCAAUAGCGACGGCUCUCCAGCCGCUCGCACUUGGAAAGAAGUGUAUGGUGUUCUCAUUGGCACACAGCUGGCCGUUUGGGACGCUCGCGUCCUGGCCGAUAAUGGAAACAAUCCAGAGGAACUUCUGAAGGCCACUGCCAAGCCAACCUACAUAAAUUUCACCGAUGCAUCGUUCCGACCACUGGGUCCCAAAGAAGCGGUGAUUGCUGAGGGCAAGAAACAGCUCAAUCACACGAUCGUAGCGUCCACCACGCUGAAAAACAGAUACUUCCUACAAUUCAGCGACGCUGACGCCUUCGCUCAUUGGCACGCUUCGCUAAGGCUCAGCGCCUUUGAGUUCACCGCUUUGCAAGAAGCCUACACAGGUGCCUUCUUGUCGACCAAGGGAGCCAAACUUGGAGACAUCAGGGUCAUCCUCGCCGACACAAAGUUCAAUUACGAGGACUGGGUCAGCGUCAGAUUCGGGGCCGGAAUGCCUUGGAAGCGCUGCUAUGCUGUGAUCUCCCAGCCGACAAAGAAAAGUAAGAGCAAACGCAUAUGCGGUGAAAUCAACUUCUAUGAAAACGACAAGAAAACCAAGAAGGCUCAAAUUAUGACUAGCGUCACCGACGCCUGUGCCGUAUACGCGCUUUACCCAUCUUCGCCCAUGCUUAUCGACACUUCGACGAUGAUCAAGCUCGAAGGACGGGUGUCAUUCGGUAAGAAGGACACUCCAAAAGAGACAGACAUAUUCAUCAUGCCAGAAAAACAUCAUGCAGUGCCCGGUUACGACACGAUCAUCCGUUUCUUGAUACCGACCAUGAACGCGUUCCAGCUUUACGGAAGACCAAAACGAUUGAUUGCAGAUAGACAUGAUUUGAACUCAUUGUUAUUUGGUUUGCCUACUUUACCACACGUUCAUUUCCUGCAGAAGGAAGACAUUAUAUCGAUAGCCGCUUCAAAGUCGAACAUGACAUGGUCUGUUUUAGAGUGGAGAGAAGGAAUCAAAAAUGUCCUUCUGAAGAAGGUCAACGCUGGAUACACCGGUUGUGGCUCCAGUGAAGGUUUGAAUGGUGCGUUGGCGUCACCUGCUAUUGGCUCCAAUGAGUUGUUUGAUAGCACUCCACUGCAAACAUCGCCUUUGGUGGCAUCGAUCUCCAGAUUCCCUUCAGAGAGCCAGCCAACCAAGACGAGUCUGAGAAAUGCCUCUGGAGUCACAAGAAGCCGUGAUUACACCGAAUCUCAAGAAAACGUCUCCUCAAUCUACACCGAUGCCGAGAAAACACCACAGGGCUCAGUCGAUGAACUUGCAGGCUCCGUGGCAGAGUUGCGGACCCCAGCUAGAAACAAGAAAGCUACGCCUACCAUAGAAAUCCAGCAAUCGAAUUUCGAGAAUUUUGAAAGAGCAGAGAAACCUCGCGCUCAAGACGCUCCCGCAAGAAAGUCGGAGCUCUCGACAAUAUAUGACAAGUACUCUCAGGUCCCAUUUGGAACUUCAGAACAUGAACUUCCUUAUUUGGCAUAUGGUGAACAGGCCCGCGACUCUGCUGGAGCGUAUGAAGAUUACACGAGGUCACCUACUGUCAAAAAUUUGGAUAUUUCGAAUCUACGAGACUCCAACAGUACUGAUCACACGGAGUUCUCUAGAGCUUUACGGGCGCAGGGUGGCGCUGAUAGAAGCAGCAAUGCCAAUAGCUAUUAUUCGGACGGAGGAAAUUCCCGUAACGAGACAUCUGCGAAAAACGACGUUUUAGAGGAUUUCUACAGUCUAUCUCAACAGAUUUCUCAGAUGGGAUUGGGAAGCAAGGAGAAAAUGGACAACGGUGGGUAUUCUAAUAAAAGAGACACUGAUGAUUUUGAUUUCGAAGCUGGCGGUAGUGUCAACAAUUCCCUUGACAAUGUUUUCGAUCCUGAUUACUUGGAACAGAACCAAAUGCUAGACAACGAAAGUCAUUAUACGAAUAACGAAAGCAAGUUUCGGUAUGGGGUCGGCAAUCCUAGUCAGCAGUCGAUCGGGAAGUCUGAGCCAGUGACAAGAACCUCUCCUAGCCGCGAAAUGAAUGCUUCUGGCAGAGUGUCGCCGCUAGUGAUUCCCAAGCAGAGGCCCAACAAGCAAGUUGUGACUCCUACUUCGCAAAAAUUCCAUCCUCAAGAGCACGCAUUUACUGGAAGGGGGACUGAUCAAAGCCCCAACGAGAAGGCAACAACCAUGAAACAUUCGCCUGGAUAUGCAAAUUUGAACGCGGUAAGUGCAAACAGGAACGAUAUUUCGCCAGUGCAUGGGAAACAGCCGGCACCAAUGGCCUCGGGUAGUGCUAGACCCCACCAUCGUCCUAUUCCAAGGGGCGUGCCCAUGGGCAUGCCUCAACAAAUGCCAAUGUCCCAGCAGGUGCCAAUGCCUCAACACAUGCCUAUGCCCCAGCAGGUACCCAUGCCCCAGCAGAUGCCAAUGUCUCAACAGGUUCCAAUGCUUCAGCAAGUGCCAAUUGUAAAUCAAACGCCUGCGGCCGUGCCACGUCCAGCGGGCUAUGGGUCGAGAUCUUAUUCUCCUGCUCCUCCUACUGGCAUGUCCAAUCCCUACGGCCGGCAGGUCCCAGCCAAUAUGGGGGCCGUGCCACCGGGAGCUCAGCCUGUUUACGCAAGAGGCCCCACAUAUGGGUCGGCUCCUCCACCCCACAUGAAGCCAAUGCGUCCUGUUGUGAACCAGCCUCCAGCCAUGAAGCCCGCAACCCAAAAGCCUCGUUCGCCCAUGGCGGGCGGAUUUUCUCAAUUCAUGCCUGCCACUGCCAACUAUCCCAACCCCUACAGCGCCAAUCCUUACCAACAAUAG
This is a messenger RNA of Lachancea meyersii CBS 8951, 3078 nucleotides long. NCBI's taxonomy places the organism in Eukaryota, Fungi, Ascomycota, Saccharomycetes, Saccharomycetales, Saccharomycetaceae. The record is from the annotation of a GenBank genome assembly.